CAAGCAACUUCCUGGGAUCUCUCAGGAUGCCGAAGAAAGCAGGGGUCCUCCAGCCUUGAAUGCCAACCAGAUUGCAGAUCUAGGCGAAUCCAGGAGCUUCAAAGAACAACUCACAAGGUCUUCGAGACCCUUGUAAUAGGUUUCUGCAGCCCUUUUGUGGCAGGGGAAGAGGAAGAUGGCCCCCCAAAGCCUGUGGCUGCUCCUGCUGUUGAGCUGCGCAGUCAGCACUGAAGUCCUGGGUGACAUCAUCAUGAGGCCCAGCUGUGCUGCUGGAUGGUUUUACUACAAGUCCAAUUGCUAUGGAUACUUCCGGAAGCUGAGGACCUGGUUUCAAGCUGAGUUUGAGUGUCAGUCGUAUAGACAUGGAGCCCACCUGGCAUCUCUCCAGAACGCAAAGGAAGCCAGCAUCAUCGCCAACUACAUAAGUGACUACCAAAAAACUAAGUCUGUAUGGAUUGGCCUGCAUGACCCACAAAAGGCUUCUUAAAAUGGAGGAGCAACGAUUGCAGCGCCCGCCAGCACUUCCUGUGCAAAUACCGAGUGUAGACCCAGAUCCAGGCCAUGCCCGCCCCACACAUGCCCCUGCCCUCCUCCCUCGUGCUUGCUGGCCGCAUUCAAUCCUCAUUUCAGACCAAACAUAGCACCUGAGGCUGCUCAGGCCCAAUUGCACUCACUCUUAUAGGCCUAUUAGUGUCAAAGACCGAAACCCUGGUGCGACAGUGGCUUCUAGCCGUAAGAGUCACCCUGGGACCCGUUUCCAUGGCACUAUGCCUUUUCCCUUCCCACCUCCAGCUGUCUCGAGGAGACUGGUGAAAUGGCCGGGUCUUGGGCCAUCAGGGGUAGAGGACUGGAGACAAGAGGACACUCGGGAACGAGCCCCCAGUUCCUUCAGCCUUUGCACCCCCUCUGCCCUUUCUCUAUUGCCCGCACCCUCCCGUUCUGACACCUGCUGGGUUUUCCCUUUGCCAUGGGGAAGGUUUACCAGCAGGUCCCUAUUAGGCUGACGUGGACCAUCGAUUCCAGGAGUAUCUUUUAAUAAACAGCUGUGUGCAUGGAA
Suricata suricatta (meerkat) is the source of this 1057-nucleotide messenger RNA. It is a transcript of the gene REG4, whose product is annotated as regenerating family member 4. The transcript has 5 exons. Gene Ontology annotation, molecular function: mannan binding; signaling receptor activity. The coding region runs from base 176 to 487 and encodes 103 amino acids. Lineage: Eukaryota; Metazoa; Chordata; Mammalia; Carnivora; Herpestidae. The record is from RefSeq and is a predicted model, not a curated record.